This is a messenger RNA of Aspergillus melleus, 951 nucleotides long. RefSeq lists its product as uncharacterized. Gene Ontology annotation, cellular component: nucleus. The transcript is spliced from 6 exons. Lineage: Eukaryota; Fungi; Ascomycota; Eurotiomycetes; Eurotiales; Aspergillaceae. The coding region runs from base 1 to 951 and encodes 316 amino acids. The record is from RefSeq and is a predicted model, not a curated record. Gene Ontology annotation, molecular function: DNA binding.
AUGGCUGCCAACAACAGGAAGCGCAAGUCCGACGGCGCGUCGCUGGCUGAGGAGGCCAGCUCCCCUAAGAGAGUUGCUGCUCCGUCCACUGGAGAGAAGAGGAAGAGGGGCCGUCCUCGCAAGUAUCCCGAGGGUACGACUCCUAAGCCUACUUCAGGCAGAGGACGCGGUCGUCCGCGCAAGGACCCCAACGCAGAAACUCCCUCCAAGCCUAAAACUCCCCAAGAGGGCAAACGCCCCGUGGGCCGACCGAGAAAGUCUCUCCCUAACACCCCUCUGAACGGCACCGACAGCCCCUCCCGAUUAAAAUCACGGAAAUCCGCGUCGGCCGAUGCCAAAGCGGCUGAGGAUGAGACCGAUAGCUCUGGUCGCUCGUACUGGUUGAUGAAGGCCGAGCCGGAGUCGCGCAUGGAACGAGGCGUUGACGUCAAAUUCUCUAUCGAUGACUUGCGUGAACGCAAGAAGCCAGAGCCGUGGGAUGGUGUACGAAACCCCGCUGGCUCACCGCCGAUAGCACGAAACCACAUCCGGCAAAUGAAGAAGGGCGAUCUCGCCUUCUUCUACCACUCCAACUGCCGAGUUCCCGGAAUCGCGGGUAUCAUGGAGAUCGUUCAAGAGCACUCCCCAGAUGAAUCAGCCCUUGACCCCGCUCACCCUUACUACGACGAGAAGUCGACGCGGGAAGACCCCAAGUGGGACGUGGUUCACGUCGAGUUCCGACGCAAGUUCAAGAACUUUGUGCCGUUGGAGGAACUGAAGAGUAAUGCCAAGUCGGGCGGACGACUGGAGGGUUUCCAGGUGCUGAAACAGCCUCGACUAAGCGUUUCUCGCGUGAGCAAGAAAGAAUGGGACUUUGUGCUGGGUCUCGCCAAGGAGGAUCCCGAAUCCGAGCAGUCGGCAGAAUCCUCUAAGGAGGAGGCCAGUGCAGAGGAUGUGGACUCAAGCGAGUAG